Molecule: messenger RNA, 999 nt
Organism: Sabethes cyaneus
Lineage: Eukaryota; Metazoa; Arthropoda; Insecta; Diptera; Culicidae
Product: arrestin domain-containing protein 3-like
Exons: 3
Coding region: 1-999 (332 amino acids)
Biological process (GO): protein transport
Cellular component (GO): cytoplasm
Source: RefSeq, a predicted model, not a curated record
AUGGCCACGGUUUGUAACAUUAAGUUUAACGCGAACUCAAACGGUGUCUAUAUACCGGGUCAAACCGUGACUGGAAAAGUAGAACUACAUUUGACAGAAGCAACCGUUCUCAAAGGAUAUCACUUUUACAACUUUUCCUGCGUUCUGCCAUCAAAUCUUGCAACUUCCUUGGAAUCCGAACAGGGUUAUGUUCGCUACACGGCUAAAUUGGUUCUCGAACGCCACCUAAAACCGGAUCAAUCCUUUAAAAUAGGAUUUACCGUGCUUCGACACGUGAAUCUAAACCACGAGCUCCGGGAUGUUCGUCUUCCGGCUAGGACGGAAAAAACGAAAACCUACUGUUGUGGCCCGUGCCGAUCGAAACCGCUGUACGUUUCUGCCCAGCUACCUAUUUCCGGUUACGUUCCAGGCCAAACCAUUACGGUUAAAAUUACCGUGGAAAAUCAAACCAAAAAGCGUGUAAAUGAAGUCUCCGCCAAGCUGCUGCAAGUGAUUUCUUUCAUCAGUAAAACUCCUUACUGCGAAAUAAGCGAAAACUGUACAACCAUAGCCGAAGUCCGCUGCGCUGGAGUAGAAGCUCACGGUAAUCUAAGCAAGGAGCAGUAUCUACUAGUACCGAUUGUUCCUCCCACUAGCACAUCCUGUCCUGUUUUAACCGUCAACUAUUUCGUUGAGGUUGAAGGCAAAAUUGGUGGUCCAAACAGUAAUCCUAGGAUAAGAAUACCGAUUACCAUCGGGACAGUACCCCUGUCGGCCAGUGCUGUUCCAGCCUUUGACGAACCAGCAAUCGCCGUAGUGCAUCAACCUAAUGCCACUGUGAUUCCAUCACUGAAUGACUAUUAUACGUUGCCUCCUCCUUCCUAUGAAGAAGCUACCGGUGCCAUUCGAAACAACAUUCUUGAUGAAGAAGAAACCGAUGAAACGACUUCGGGUAACUACACCCCUCGAUACGUUUUCUAUCACUUUGGUGUUACGCAAAAAUCUAAUGAAAAUAUUUAA